UUUUAUUCUUCUUUCUUUAAUAUAAUCCAAUUCGUCUCUCUUUCUUUUACCUCUCUCUCUCUCUCUCUCUCUCUCUUCCACACACCUCCCAACUAAUUCACUUAAUUUAAUCCAUACACAGACCACCUACAUUAUAUUACAUACAUGUUCGUACCCACUCUAUUUGAUUCCAUGAAAUAUAUAUUCUCUCCUCCAUUUAGAAGCAAACAAGUUCAUAGCUUUUUCCAACUUUCCCUCCCUUUUAGUUCCUUGAUUUCUGUGUUGUGUGUCGCUAUUAACUCAAGAUCUAUCUCAAAUGGGUGUUUCCCAAAUCGAUUCACAACACCCACUUCCCGUUUCGUCAUCUUUAGCCACAAUCACCGCUUCCACCACCGCUAAUUUUGAAGACGAUGAUGAAAUUUACCGCUACAAUGACGACGGCGACCGGAAAUUCAAGAACUUUCUUCACAAAAUGAUUUGGGAUUUUGGGUUUGUUUGUUUUUUCCCAACAGUUUCGAAGAAGAAAGAUGAAAUGAAGAAGAAAAUGGCGAACAAUUUGGAGCAUAACAAGGCCUGGCUUCUUGCUGAGUCCGGUGGGUGUGUUGCUGAGUUAGCAAAUGCCGAACCUCACUCGGUUCACUCGUCGUUUAGAUUCAGUCUCUGUUCGCAAAUUGAGCUUGAAUCUAUGAGCGUCAAUUCGUCAUCUGCUACAGUUUUAAUGGUGAAUUUGGACAAUGGGUUAAUGGAACCAAAAUCCCAAGAACUUAAGUGGAGACGAAUUGAAUCUUUAGAGAGAAGUAUUUCACCUGUUGCACAUACCUUAGUUAGAUUCAGCUAUGGCGAAAUCCUUUCAGCCACUCGCAAUUUCUCUAAAGGGAGGGUUUUGGGAAGAGGUGCAUUGAGCUACGUGUUCAAGGGCAGAAUUGGAAUUUUGAGGACAACUGUAGCAAUCAAGAAACUAGACAAAGAAGAUAAAGAAGCUCCGAAGGCGUUUUGUAGAGAACUUAUGAUCGCAAGUUCUCUUCACAACCCAUUUAUCGUCCCCCUCGUGGGUUUUUGCAUCGAUCCUGAAGAGGGUUUGUUUUUAAUUUACAAAUAUGUUUCGGGUGGAAGCUUAGAACGAUAUCUUCGAGAGACGAGAAAGGGUAAAAAUGGCGGAUCGAAACUUCCAUGGUCGGUUAGGUAUAAAGUUGCUAGAGGAGUUGCGGAGGCUGUGAGGUAUUUGCAUAAUGGAACUGAAAGAUGUGUGGUUCAUAGAGAUAUUAAGCCUUCCAACAUCCUUCUUUCUUCAAGAAAAUCACCUAAGUUAUGUGAUUUCGGAUUAGCUACAUGGACUUCUGCUCCCUCGGUUCCUUUUCUUUGCAAAACCGUGAAAGGGACAUUCGGGUAUUUGGCUCCCGAAUAUUUUCAACACGGGAAAGUUUCCGAUAAAACCGAUGUUUAUGCAUUUGGAGUUGUUCUUUUGGAGUUGAUAACGGGUCGUAAGCCGAUUGAAUCAAGAAGAGGAGUUGGAGAAGAGAACUUGGUUUUGUGGGCGAAACCAUUAAUACAACAAGGAUCCAUAGAGAAACUACUCGAUCCACGUGUCGAAUUCACUCAAAAAAACUUGGGCCAAAUAACCCGAAUGAUAGAAGCAGCGGACGCGUGUAUAAACAAUGAAGAAUCAAAAAGACCAAAUAUUGACACAAUCAUAUCUAUCUUGAAUGGAAUCGAAGCAAAUUUACCAAAAAGGACGAAACCCGGAAAUAGUUUAUCAGAAGGGUACCCACAAAUUCGACAAACAAAGAGUGAAAUGAAGUCUCAUUUAGCUUUGGCAAUGCUUGGUGUUUCAGAAUUGGAAGAUAGCCAUGAUCAUUUAUAUUGUCGUUGAUGGAAAUCGGUUUUUUGUUUGAAUAUAACCCAAGAGUACAGAAAUUGAAGGUUUUAAAAAGGAUGAAUGAGAGAAUUUGUAUAUAGAUCUUGUAGUUGGAAAAAGAAAAAAAAAAUAACUAAUUUAUAUGUUUGCAAAUGGAGAUUAUCAUGGUCAUAUCAUCAUAUGCCUUUAUUUGAGAGGCUUGUUAUGACAUGGUUUUUUCUUUGUUAUUUUGUUGGGAAAAAUAUGUUUGUUUGAAUAAUAUGUUAUCGAUUAAGUUAAAGUUUUGGUUCA
Messenger RNA from Lactuca virosa, 2125 nucleotides. The record is from the annotation of a GenBank genome assembly. NCBI's taxonomy places the organism in Eukaryota, Viridiplantae, Streptophyta, Magnoliopsida, Asterales, Asteraceae.